Molecule: messenger RNA, 8112 nt
Organism: Physella acuta
Lineage: Eukaryota; Metazoa; Mollusca; Gastropoda; Physidae
Product: F-BAR domain only protein 2
Biological process (GO): clathrin-dependent endocytosis; clathrin coat assembly
Cellular component (GO): clathrin-coated vesicle; plasma membrane; cytoplasm
Source: RefSeq, a predicted model, not a curated record
CUCCCCAUUGACAUGCGCCAAGAAUCAAAAUAAACGCCAUCUAAAAAUUUUCAUGGCUCUGUGCAGGAUAAUUCAAUGAUAAACCCUUGAGGCAAAAUGACGACGUUUGCCGAUCACUUUUGGGGUCCAAAAAACAAUGGAUAUUUUGCACUGUAUCAUAACAUGAAACAUGGACAGACAUCAACUAAAGAACUUAUUGACUUUCUCAGAGAAAGUUGUACAGUUGAGGAAAAUUAUAGCAAGCUACUUAGUAAAUUGGCUAAAUUAGCUGCCAACACACCACCAGUAGGAACUUUUGGUCCAUUUUGGAAUAUCUUAAAAUCCUUGAUUGAGAAAUUAUCAACUGUACAAAUGCAACUGGUACACACAUGGUCAGACCUUAUCAAGGAUAUGAUUCGUUACAGUGAGGAACAGCACAAACGUCAUAAAACGAUAAAAGAAAAUGAACAGGCUACACUUGAUUCUGUACAGACAAUUCAACAGACUACCACAGCAUUGCACAAGGCGAGAGAGAUCUACCACACACGAUGUUUGGAGAUGGAACGGUUGAAAAGAGAUAAUGCCUCUCAAAGAGAUAUAGAAAAGGCAGAAGUCAAAUACAAGAAAGCUAUGGAAGAAUAUAAAAGUUAUAUUGAAAAAUAUAAGGAGGUCAGAAAUGUUUUUGAAGAGAAAAUGGUUGGGUCAUGUCAUCAUUAUCAAGAACUGGAAGAAGAGCACAUAUGUCAGAUGAAGGACUUUAUAGACACUUUUGCCAAAUCUUGGGAGAAUGAGCAUGCAGUACUUGGACAGGUACAUAAGGAAUUUAAGCAAAACUGUGAUGAAAUGACAGUACAGAAACUAAUAUCUACAUUCGUAGAGAAAAAAGGAACUGGUAAUGAAAAGCCAGGUCCAAUGGAGUUUGUAGAGCCAGAUCUCUCCUCACUUCUAGUCAACAGACCCAUGUCUCCUGAGUUAAAUGGGGACAAGAGGGAUAGCGUAGUGGAAAAACAAAAACAAGAUGCAGUGUCAGUAACCCCAACCUUGACGUUCAGUGAGGCCAGUGGAACCCCAAGCCCUGUUUUGUCUGACCAGCCAGGGCCCCUGAGCCGCAGCGUCAAGCUCCGUGUCUCUCGUACAUGGUUUUUGAAAAACAAAACCAAGCGAAAGGAAAAGAAAAAGAAAAAUAGCAAGAAAGACAAAGACGAAAAAGAUGGUGAAUCCAUAGAGGCAGAUAAUCAAGAUCCAAACAUUGAAGUGGAUGAAGAAGGCUACAGAAUACGACCAGAACACCCCAUGGACAACAAUGGAGACAAAAACAGUUGGUAUUCCAGCGAUAGCGAUUCAGAUUCAGAGGAAGAGAGCAGGAGAAAAAUUAAAGUUGAAAUCAGACCACUGAGUCCCACCAGUGGACCCUCCAGUACAGUGGAAGACAUCAGAGCAUCUGUUGAAGGACUGAGACUUUCACCUUCAGCCAUGAGGAAACGAAGUCAAACACCUAUUGAUAAAAAAAUGAAAAGGUCACAGUCAGAGUCGGACACACUAGACAAACCUGGCAACCAAGAUUUGCUAAAUUUGGAUUUCUUUGGUUCCAACUCGGCCGCCUCGACACCCACUGGAGUCAACUACAAUGUGACCCUUCCCUCUCCACUCUCACCGCAGACAGAAAUCAACUGGAACAGUACAAAUAGUAGUGCAGCUACAACCCCUUCAGCAAGAUUAAAUGCUCUUCUCUGUAAGAGAGUAGAAAAAAAUUUUGCUGAUUUUGCAAAUCAGAACAACGGAAAGCAGCCUACAUCCACAAUCCUUAGUCCCACUUCACCAUUGAGUGGCCUCCCUCCGCCAGUAGCCAGGCCACCUUCUAGAACCAGAGGCCUGAUUUCUCAGCCCAAAUUAAAUGGUCCACUUCCAAUGAGUAGAUCAGAUAGUAAUGGCAGUAUGACCUUCAACACUACCUCAAUGCCUAUUGGCUCGUCCAGAGGUCCUAGCCCUCUCACCAUUGGCAUGUCUGAUUCGGUUCCAUUGGCAGUGGCAUUUACAGAAACCGUAAAUGCUUACUUUAAAGGCCAUGAUGCCAAAAAGUGUGUUGUCCGCACGAUGGGCAAUGUUAUGAUGUCUUUCCCUGCCGGUGUUGUCAAAGUGUUCACAGAAAAUCCAUCCCCAGCCCUGCUUUCUUUUCGCAUCAAGAAUGCAGACAAGUGGGAACAAGUUAUCACAAAUUCUUCAAUUCUAUCCAAGGAUGAAGCACAGAGCACUCCAGAUGUUCAUACAUAUGAGUUUAGUAUGUCAAACUUAAUUGAUCAUUUAAGGCAGCAAGGCGAACAGAACAAAUCAGCGUCAUACUUCAAUAUUGAUAUCCUUAAAUAUCAGGUCAAAGCCUUACCUGGAGUAGAAAGCACCCCUUUACCCCUGGUGGUGUACUGGAAGUGUGAAGAAAGUGCCACAGAGUUUCGACUAGACUACAGAUACAAUCCCUCUGCCAUGUCGUCAGCAGUGACACUGAAAAAUGUCAAUGUGGCCGUCCCUGUGGAUGGGGAUGUUCUCAAGAUGCACAGUAUCCCCAACGGCACAUGGGACGCCGUAGCUAAAAGAGCCAGCUGGAAGCUGAAUGACAUCUCUGAGGUGAGUGAGCAGGAGUCCCAGGGCAGCAUCCGAGCCAAGUUUGAGCUGGGGAAAGGGCCAACAAAACCUGUCACCACAGCCAUGCAGUUUGCAGCAGAAGGAGCCACGUUAUCUGGCUCAGAAUUUGAACUGGCAGGUCCAGGCUACAGGAUAUCACUGAUGAAGAAAAGAUUUGCAACUGGCAAAUAUUAUGUUGAUCCAGAGCCAACAGUGAGCUAUGUAUGACAGCAGUCAUUGUGAUGGGCAAUUUGUAGCCGUGCAGUGUAUGUUGAUACAGUUUGAACCACUUCACAUGAUUUGUUCAACAAAACUACCAUAAUUUGGUAAAAAAUAUACCGGGAUUCUUGCAGUAGCCUAGUUUUUACAUUAGAGGUUUAAAACAACACACCUUAGAGAUGCAUCCUUCAAAUUAAAAAUUGUAAUAUAAUUUGAUUACCAUGUUUAUCGUUAUGGAUCCCAGUGUUCAGCGGCUGUGCAAAUAAAACAAAUUCUCUUACCUUGGUUUGUAUUUAUGGUGACUGUAAAGCUGAAAAUAAUGACAUACUAUGUUAAUAUUGCCUGCAUGCAUUUGUAUAGGUUGAUGUUGCUGUUAGAAAUAUGUUUUUUCUUCUAGUUAACCUACCUAAGUAGACAUUGCAAGUAUACUUCCUUCAGCUGUAUCUAUUGUUACGACUUUUAAAAUAACUUUAGCACUGUUUUGACCAGUCUUUUUAUAUAUCUGUAUUUUGAUUAAUCAAACUUGUAUACAAAUUUAAAAAAAAUCAAAUGCAGCAUUAAGAUUUGUAAUUAUUACAGUGUUUAGGAUAGAAAGUAAUAAUUUUAAAUUAAAACUUACGUAAAGAAUUGGGAGCGAAAAUUUCUAAAUACCUAUUAAAUUUAUGAUAGUGUUGAUUAAUUACAUAUGACUUUUAAUCUAUUAAGGAGCAGAAAAGUUCAGCUUUUCCAUGUACUAUUUAAAAUUUUUUUACUAAAGGGUAUCUUACAUAGCAACUAAAUUUUCUUUCAACAUUAGAUGGAGUUAUAUCCUCACCUCAAGGCAGCAACAUCAUUAAUACGAUUAGGAAAAUAAGUUUUUUAAACAAUUUCCAACAAAUUGCUGUAGAUUAUAAAUUAUUUACUGACAGAUUUUGGAAAGCAACAACAUAUGCUAGAAAUUAUGAAUGGUUUAAUCAAUCAAAUAAGUUCAUAAAAUUAUUUUUUUAAUAAAUCCAUGUUUCUUACUGAACCAAAUGCCAAAUUAGUUAUUUCACUUUUUUAAGUUAAAACUUCUGUAGUUUUUUUUUUCUAAACAAAAAUAUUUAGAUUGUUCUUGGCAAGGUUAUUUGUAGACAAGCAAAAAACAAAAUACCAGAUUAAAAAAAAUUUGAAACUUUAAGAAAGCACUAUCAGUAGCCAACUUGCAAAUUUUGAUAUCGCUUUAUUUUCUUGUGAAUACGUUUUACAUAAAUUUCAAGUUUACUAAUGAAUGUUAGUAAAUGGACAAAGCCAAAAACAAAUCAAGUGUAACAGUUAAUUUGCACAUCACAAUUUCAUUUAUUUUUUAAAGUGAUUCAUUUAGAAGUAUAUUUAUAUAACUUUUUCUCUCAAUAAUAUUAUAUAGCUGUUAAUUUUAAAGAUACUCCUUUUGUUAUCAAGUUUUAUAAACCUCUGUUUAUAUUCAGUUUUAAAUCCUAUUAUUAACAUGAAAAAUAUUUUAAUUCACUUUUUAUUUUAACCUUUUAUGCCCUCCUUCUCUUGUAUAUUAUAUUGUACAGCUAAAGAAAAUAUUUUAAAGUCCAUUGUUUUCUAUGUACAAACAUAGAUGAUUUCUUUUAUUCUUGAGAAAGAUUCAUACCACUAAUUUUGCUAUCAUUCCUUGAUGUGUAGCCAAGUUGUUGAUUGAAACUUCUCUCUAUGCAGUAUGUGUAAAAAUAUAUGGGAUACUUAUUUUUUAUGUUAUCCCUGGCUAUAUCAUUGUAUUGAUAUUUUGUAUUUUAGAACAGCAAUAUGUUGCCUUGUUGACCUUACCAGUAGGGAGAAAAGUUCGGGUAGGUAAUCAGUGGAAAGGCAUGAACUGAUUGUAUGGUCUCACAGCAUGAAAGGAUACAUCAAGUCACACUUAGUUUCUGUGAAGCAUUUGGUUUUACAGGCAACAACUCUCUCUGUUAUUCAGUCAACACAAUUACUUAAUAUAUAAAAAUGAUCCUAGUAUGUAAAAUCAUUUUGAGUUGCAUGCCGUAGUGGUGUGCUGUUAAUGGACUAGGUUGGUGAAACUAAGGCAUUAUCCAUUAUUGAUAUCUUGCAAUUUAAAUGAACUCAAAUUAUUCAAAUUCCCCUAAAGAAAUGCAUUUUUUUUCACCCUGUAGGCUAGUGUUAUCAUUAAUGAACGAGCUCUAAUCUAAAUUUUUAUUUUAAAAUUAUCUUUACUGUAGAUGUGCAGCAUUGGCUAUUUUUAUUGAUGCCAUUAACAUGCAAUAAACCUAUUUUAAUCAAUUUGGUUCCUGUCUAUGUCAGUAGAAAACUGCUUCACCUUCAUGUGGUCUUGAUGGCACUUCAUGUUGUUUAGCUUGUUUAAUAAUUAGUAUAUUGUGUUUCAGUAGGCUACUCCUUAAAACAAUUAUUUAGUAUUUAUUUUAGAAUCGAAAUAACCUUGUUAGUACUGUUAACAAUUAUUGCAUUUAUCAGUUAUAAAGAAUUACUAGCCUUUUCUGGUAAGAUAAACUUCUCUAGUAUAAGUUGUAAUAUCCUUGUUAAUUUUUUGCUAUACUUAUCUUGUUUUAGAGUGCUGUAAUUUAACUUUUUUCUUUAGCUUAUUCAAAAUAUAAUUGGUUCCAAUGUUUCCAAUCACAGCACAUCAUUUAAGUUUUUUUCAAAUUUAUCUCCUAAAAAGUAAAAGGUACAAAUUUAGGAGACUAUACAAGCCAAAAAUAAUACCUGUAAAAUUAUUGACGAUCUAGACUGAACUAUUUUUUUGUUUGGUGACAUCAGAUUUUAACCAUUAGGCCUGUUUUAUGUGUACAUAAUUUUUUGGUCUUUUGAAAAGACCUUGACAUAUCCCAUUGUAGAAUUGUGUGCGCUUUCCUCCCCCCUUGAUCUUACUCAAUUAUUGUUCCACAUGUAUUUCACCUGCAGUUAUUUAAACAGAUAAGCUGGUUACUUAUGAAUCCAUGACUUGAUGCAAGUUUACCGGAGCUGAGAUUUUUCUCUGGCUUUGGAUGGGUUCAGACAUUCCAUUGUAACCAGUCCACAACAUAUUCAGUGUAAAAAAAUACAACAAAAUAUAUGUAUCUAAAUAUUGUAGAUAUAAUUAGCAUGCUGUGUUUACUGUGGUUUUUUUUUGGUUUGAACAUAAGAAUGCACAAUUGUUUGUAGAUUUUUAUCCCGAUUUUUUUCAUCUAAUGAAAUGAAAUAUAAAAUAAGGAAUGGAACAAAGUGGAUUAUAUUGUUGUGUUAGAUGAAAUAUGCUGUGAUAAGUAGGUCUGUUAGUCUCAAUUUCCUAGAACCCAUCAACCAAGUAGUUUUCAAUCUUUUAAAAAUGAUUAUUUCUAUUGGUAUUAUUUUGUUUGCUGAUAAAUUUAAAAAAAAAUUGGUCUUUUUUGCCCAGUUGAAACAAGAGAAUAGCAAACUCAUGGAAAGAAAAUUCUAAUUUUUUUUUUUGCAGGACAGUUUAAUUUUUACCUUGUAAAAAUUCACUUUUUUGUGUGUAGAAAUUUGGAUGUUAUUGUAACUUAAAAAAAAUAAAUAACGUUUGUUGCUUUAUUUACUUUCAGUACUGAAUAGUUUACGGCCAUGUAAAGCUUUCUUGUGUUGAUGCAUAGUAACUUUGAAUGAAUUCUCAAAAUGUGACCAAGCUGUUAAUACUGUGUUUUAAAAAAAUUGUGUUGGUUUAUUAAAAAAUGUUGUGUGAUGAAUGGCCAUGUAAACUUGCACAUGUGCAUGUUGGUAUUGUAUUGUAGAAGCAGACUAAACUAUUGUAAAAAUGUGAUGUUACACACAACGCAUUCAUUGAUAAUUUGUAUCUUUUGCCCAAUAGUGCCUCAAAUCAGCCUCUAUCAGGUAUUAGUACUGGUACACACCAUUUGGACCAGCACACACAAGCUGUACUGGUGCACAACAAAAUGUGCUGCUCAGUCUGGUGGCAUCUGAAUAUAAACUGACCACCCAACUAUUUUGGCAUGAAUAUAAUGCUUCAAUGUUUAGUGACCUUUUUUAAAAAUACACACCAAUUCUAUGUUGGGGUGAGCUAGAAAUUUUUUUUAGCUUCACUAAAUUUAUGUGUGUUUGAAUACUUGUACGAAAGAAUGGUACAUUUUUUUUCAGUGAGGUGUAAUUAUCAAAACAGAUUCUUCUUAUAUUUUAUGUGCAGUCAUGUAUGUGUAGUUUAGUAUCUAAAAGUGCAAUACUGGUGUUGUUAACGAAUUUUACAAUUUUUUUUGCAUUGGCCCAAUCCUAGAAGGUAACCAGUUAAAAUAGUAGAAUCUACAUGAAUAAUAUACAGCUCUUAUUUCUAUGUAUUACCUACCAGAGCUUUUUAACUGUGAAGGAAUUUUAUCUGAACUAUCUUUGGUGUACAGUUCUACUCCUAGAUUUAAUAUUGGAGGCUUAGUCUUUUUGCUUUGCCUUGUUUGAAAGAAAUAAAAAUUGCUAGCUUCUGAUUUUGUGCCUCUAUUAGAAAUGGUCUUCCAAAACAUGUUUUUGUUAGUCAAGAUAAGGCAGUAAAAAUAAAAAACGAGUUUGUCUGGAAGUGACAGUUUGAUUUAUGUUGACAGAAAUUUUUCUUACAAUAGCCAAGAGAGACUUUAAUAUAAUCAAGGGAAGUGUAAAAAUAACAGUGGUCCUUCCGAAUGUGAACGACAUGCAUACUUGUUUAUUAUUUUAAUUAUAAUGGGCAUGCCAUUCCUCAUGGGCCUUUGUGUGUGAUGCUUGUUUUUGUCUUUAUGUUUAUGUUACAUGCACCUUCAUUUUUUGGUCAAAUGAUGAACAUUAUAUGUUAAAGAAUUUUUUUUAGAUCAAUGUUCUUUUAAGAAUGAUGUAAAACAAAUUUGAAUUGAUAUAGAUAGACCAAAAUCAUAUCAGAUAAAUAUAUGCACUGGAAAAUUAUCUUGUCUUAUUUUGAACUAGCUACAACUGUUUUUGGUUUAGCCACUGCUCCUCUUUCUACUUAAUACAAGUCAUGCAUGAUGACUCAGUUACAAUGGGUUAAUGCACACUACCCUAUAAUUACACUGAAGUAAUUUUUUAAGAUGAUAGUUGUAUUGUUAGUAAAGUAAUGUUAGAAUAAUGGGUUUAAUAAAAAAUAAUGAAAAGUAAAAAAACAUUGUGUUUUGUAACAUUUAUAGGUUUUUAAAAAAAAAGUAAAUAGCUUCUGAGGGCUAUAAGCUCAUACUAUUUAAAAACCAGUAUGAUUAGUUGUUUGUGUGUGGAUGGAUAAUUUAAACAAGUGACCUUGUUGUUGUUGAUAGACUGCAAGGUUAUUACUACACAUGUGUUGAUAUAAUCAUAACACUGAUUUUAAAUAAAGUUAAUUUUUCUCCA